This is a messenger RNA of Funneliformis mosseae, 3213 nucleotides long. The record is from the annotation of a GenBank genome assembly. Lineage: Eukaryota; Fungi; Glomeromycota; Glomeromycetes; Glomerales; Glomeraceae.
AUGAAUUCUCGAAAUAAUUUCAAUGUUGCACCUUUAUUUUCGUGGCCACAGUUGUCUCCCACUGGCAUCGUUCUUGAAAUAGGGAGUUUAGGUAGCUGCUCUUACGGAGAGAGUACACCACGAAAUAUAAGUUGGAAUUGCAUGAACGAGGUCCAAACUUAUAAUGGAUUUGAUAUAAGACAAAUUACAAGUAUCACGCAAAUAUUUCCACAUACGAGACGCUAUUAUCCUGAUAUACAAUAUAGAUACCCUAUUGCAAAAAGAUCUUCCGCGAAAUCCGCUCAAAUUUUAAAAGAUUCCUAUCCGGAAUUCGAUAUUUCACAAGAAUAUAUCGCUGCUACCUUCUUAGAAGAAUCAUACAAUGAAAGCAAUUAUAAAAUCUUUGACCCUUAUAUGAGCAAUGAACUAAUUUCCGUUGGAAGUUAUGAGUUCGGUCCUGGGAUGAUUGAGAAAUUCAUGACUCUUCCAAUGGGAACUUCCGGAACUGAAUUAAAUUUUAUUCCUUUGUCAUAUGAUAACGCUCUCCGAGAUUCGAAUUAUAUUGUAAGUCAAUAUCAACCAGAUUUGAGUAACAUAUCAACAUUAAAUUUCAAGACUCCUAUAAAGCAAGUAUCAUCCUCAAUAUAUGAAAAUACUCCUACCAUAAACAAAAGUCGUGAUAAUACUUUUAAUUGUUGUCCUUCUUUAUUGGCAAUUCGUACAAUGUCUGGUACUACUUUCUUGAAAAUAAUAAAUACGGGGUCGGAAUUAAAAGCGAUAGCUUUGGAUAGCAUAAUACACGAAGACGACCUUGAGCACAUGCAUGUUACAUUCAAUCCAAUGAUAUAUGGCGAAGCAGCUAUCGUGGAUGGUAAUGGUGGUAUCCAUUUAUGGAAAGGAGAAAGGCAUGAAGAUUAUUCAAAAUUCUUUAAAUAUAAUUUCAAGACGGUACAUAGAUCUCAAAUUGACGUAGAUUUACCUUUUAAGGAUUUAUGGAGGACUUGCGUGUAUGGUGCACAUCCCCAAACUCUCAUUGUCGCUUCUCGAACUAGUGCAGAUAUCUUUGAUUUUAGGAGUAGAAGCGUUACAUUACCUCAAAAUCUUUUUGGUGUUAAUAAUAAAGAUAAAAUAUUUUCAUUUCAAAGAUCACCCGUAUCUAAUGCAUAUGAAUUUGCUUUAACCACACAAAACGAUGUUAUACUUUUGGAUCAGCGAUUUUCUAAAAGACCAAUGCUUACGUGGGCACAUCACCAUAGCAGUCCUCCCAGUGGAGUAAAUAUUAUAACGAAAAAACAAACUUCAAUGGUUUUAAUAUGGUCAAAGAAUCCCCCUACUAUAACAUCAUUUCAAUAUUUAACUUCCGCUUCCGGACCUGUAAUAUCUACCAAUCAGCCUGUUUCAAUUCCACCUUUUACCACGCAUCCGACAUUUUCUCGAUCGAAAUACUUGAGGACGCCUCAUGCAAUACGAGACGAUAAGAUCACGGAAGGAUCGAUUCAACAGCAUAAAUUACCCCCACUUUCGAGCGUACUAUUACUUGAGAAUAAUGUUUCCUCAAGGAAUUCUACCCAUUUGGGUUCUUGUUUUAGUAUUUUUCAACUUUCUCAGACUGGUGCUUUGUAUUCACAGGUUUUUCAAGCUAGGGCUGAAACAGAUUCCUUUAUCCAGCAAAGUGUACCGUCAAAAUUGCAAAUUAGCGACAUGCCAAAUUCAAUAGCUUCCCUGCAUUAUUUAGCAGACAUGGAUGUUGGUACUACGCCGGAAUUACGUGUGAAGCAAAAUCAAAGUUGGUCUUUUGAGAAAUUAUGGAAUUAUAUUUCUAAAGACUUUAAAUGUGAAUCUUCCUCGAAUAAUAUUUCUCCUUUUGUCCUUGAAACCGGUGCCUUAUUUUUUUCAUGGGAAAGCGUGGAAAAUUAUUUUGAACAUUAUGGGCAUGCGUAUGGCUUUAAUUGUCAGAAAAGGUCCAUCAUAAAAGAUCUUAAUGGGAAUGUUCGAUCCUUAACUUAUGCUUGCAUGGAAGCACAAACCGCAAGGCAUAGGAUAAUGAUGCUCUGUGAAUGGAGAAUUACACUUUCAUCUAUCAAAUCAAAUGAAUGUUUUAUUGUAACCGAAUUUAUAAACCAACAUAAUCAUGACCUUUUUUCGGCAUUGUAUAAUUCUGAAGGAUGUAGAUCACGGAUUGGCGACGACAUAGAUAUGGGAGUAAUUUCAACUGAGGAUUCAAUAAAAGAAGCUCUUAUGAGUUUCGAUACACUGCAAGAAAGCUAUACGGACCCUUUUGCAUUCCUUUUGAAAAAGUUUUAUCAUGAUAAUCGUUUGAUUGUAGAUAACACCGGACAUCCUUUAACAUUAUAUGAAAUAUUGAGAAAUAUACCAAACUCUCACAUUAAUGGAUCCGAAGCUCAAAGCGUUCAACAAUUUUCUGAAACUUCAAAAUUUAAAAAGGAUUCAUUAGAGUUGUUUGUUGAAUGGUCUCUCUUCGAUGUUAAUUUGUUAUUUGAGCAUUUAUGGAAUGAAGAUCUUAAUUCAGCUUUAACCAUUUCUCAAAUAUAUGGAUUUCCGAAUAUUAAUGUAACUAAAAAUCCUGCCGAUAUUGAGAAAGAUAUUAAAUUCUAUUUACAGAAAGCAUAUCCAUUAUCCGCUAAUAAAAGCGGCGUCCUUGAAAAUACUGAUGUCGAUGAUCAAAUCAAACGCAGUCGCCAAAAUGCUAUCGAUGAAGUUUCAAGAGAUCUUGUCGAAUGUUCACAAUCUUUUAUUUCGAAACCUCAGAAGUGUUUGAAAUUUUUAUUAUCUUCAGAUCUCCUUCCAGAACAAAAUUCAAUAAAUGACUUAGCAAAUUCUGAUAUUUUUACGAUUAAAUGUAAAAAACCAAUUAACGAUGAUGGAUAUGUAAUGUCAACGGCAGCACAAGAAUUGUUUGAUGAUUGGAUUAUAGAUCAAAAUCUCGAAGAAUAUGACUAUAGAUUCCUCGAAGAUGUUAUUGAAAAAUCAAAAACUUCAAUAAGUAUUUUAGAAACGGAACAAGAGGAAGCAUUACUUAAUGAAACGGAAAAUCCUUCUAUAGGAAAUAUCGAAGGAUAUGAAUCUACAAAUUUCAUGGAGAAUGAGGUUUCGAAUCGAGCAGAAUCUUCACGGAUAACGUUGCAACCUGCAUUAAAUGCUUCUGAGGGAGGAGGUUUGAAUAAAAUAUUGGAAAAGCCAAAAAAGAAAAAACGAAGAUCUGGUUUCCGAUAA